This is a messenger RNA of Glycine soja, 1512 nucleotides long. Its product is annotated as transcription factor MYB98-like. NCBI's taxonomy places the organism in Eukaryota, Viridiplantae, Streptophyta, Magnoliopsida, Fabales, Fabaceae. The transcript is spliced from 3 exons. The record is from RefSeq and is a predicted model, not a curated record. Gene Ontology annotation, molecular function: RNA polymerase II cis-regulatory region sequence-specific DNA binding; DNA-binding transcription factor activity, RNA polymerase II-specific. Gene Ontology annotation, biological process: regulation of DNA-templated transcription. Gene Ontology annotation, cellular component: nucleus. Bases 1 to 1512 code for a protein of 503 amino acids.
AUGCGUUCUCAAUCUCUCUCUCCUAUUAAGGAACACAAACGGAGAUGGCUUGAAACGCAGAUGUUGCCCUCAGUUUCUGUUACUCCUCUCAUGGACAUUGAAACAAACCUCACAGAAAACUGUGCCUCACAGUCACAGCCAAUGGAUUUGCAUGAAAACUACUUGAAACCAAGCAUGGAAGAUCAGCUUCCUUUUGGAACUCCUUCCACGCAGGGUUUCUUGCAAGAUUUUCAUCAUAUUGAUCAUCAGUUUCAUGUGAAUGGCUCCUCAUCAUCCAAUCCCAUUUUUGGGGUGCAAACUCCAAAUUUUGAUCCCUUUGAUCAAAAUGUAACAUGUGAGUCUGCACCUCCUGAUUUUGAAGCUUAUGAGUGCAAGCCCUUAGCUGAGAGUAAUGGUAUUGGACAUGCUCAUCUUAUGAACAAUUUCCAAUAUGCAGGUUACAGUUUGAACCUCCCUCGGACGAAUCAACUGGAUUUGAUGGUUGCAAACCAAAGUUAUAUGACCUUUAAUGCUCUUGAAACCAAGCCUUUGAACUUUGUUGUACCAGAUGAAGUCUCAUGCAUUUCCCCACCAAAUUAUUAUAAGAGAGUUGGCUUGAAUAAAAACCUCAGGGAAUCUCCAAGCACUAGAAGAACAUUCAAGGCCCGGAAGAAGUCCAACAUAGUGAAGGGGCAAUGGACAUCAGAUGAAGACAGAUUGUUGAUUCAACUGGUAGAACAAUUUGGAGUGAGGAAGUGGUCACAUAUAGCUCAGGCGUUGCCUGGAAGAAUAGGGAAACAAUGCAGAGAACGAUGGCAUAACCAUUUGAGGCCAGACAUUAAGAAGGACACAUGGACUGAAGAAGAGGAUAAGAUACUGAUCCAAGCUCAUGCAGAGAUAGGAAAUAAGUGGGCUGAGAUUGCAAAAAAAUUGCCUGGAAGAACUGAGAACUCAAUCAAAAACCAUUGGAACGCAACAAAGCGAAGGCAAUAUUCCAAAAGAAAGUGUCGUUCAAAGUACCCUAGAGGCUCUCUUCUUCAGGAAUACAUCAAGAGCUUGAACUUGGACAAAAAUCCACCUAUAGACUAUCGAAAAAAAUCUGCCAAAAAUGCUAAUGCCAAUACAAACAGCAAUGGCAAAGCAGCAGCUCAGCCCCAGUGUUCAGAUCAAUUUUGUCUCAAUAGCCAGAUGGUGCCAAGGUAUGAUUUUAACGAGGUCCCAGAUUUUUGUUUGGAUGAUAAUUUGUUUGAAGAGGGGUGCAGCAUUGAUUCCCUGCUAGAUGAUAUGCAAAGUGCAUCUACUAUGGAUGAGAAAGGCUUUGAUGAAAAAAUAAUGCAAUGUGCUCCUACUAUGGAGGGAAAACAAUCUCAUCAGGGUGGCAUGCAGUGUGUUCAUGUUGUUGAUGUUGAUGUGCAUCAUGAGACUGAGAUGAUGGCACACACGAAUGGGAUUGAAGUUAAGAAGGAACUUGAUUUCGUGGAAAUGAUGUCCCACAUGAAUGGAAACCAUUAUAGUAUACACUCACCAUGUUGA